Molecule: messenger RNA, 2648 nt
Organism: Solanum tuberosum (potato)
Lineage: Eukaryota; Viridiplantae; Streptophyta; Magnoliopsida; Solanales; Solanaceae
Product: protein TRANSPORT INHIBITOR RESPONSE 1-like
Exons: 3
Coding region: 733-2265 (510 amino acids)
Biological process (GO): SCF-dependent proteasomal ubiquitin-dependent protein catabolic process
Cellular component (GO): SCF ubiquitin ligase complex
Molecular function (GO): protein binding
Source: RefSeq, a predicted model, not a curated record
UGGUAGAUGACCCUUUUCUGAGUGAUGGUGAAAAAAGUCUUAAUCUUUACAUCUGGGGUUAACUGUGCUUGUUUGUAACUGAGGGGUUGAGGAAAGUUUUAAUCUUUGCAUCUGGGGUUGACUGUAUUUGUUUGUAACUGAGGGUGGUUGAGGAAAUGGUAUGUUUUUUUUAGAGCAUUGUUGUCUGAGUACUCUAGUUGUUAAUGGUGAAAAGAAGUCUUAACCUUUGCAUCUGGGGUUAACUAUACUUGUUUGUAACUGAGGGGCUGAGGAAGGUUUUAAUCUUUGCAUCUGGGGUUAACUGUAUUUGUUUGGUAUUGUGGGGUUGAAGAAAUAGUAUGUUUUGUAGAGUAUUGUUGUCUGAGUACUUUAUUUGUUAAUGGUGAAAAGAAGUCUUACUCUUUGCAUCUGGGGUUAGCUGUUCUUGUUUGUAACUGAGGGGUUGAGGGAAGUUUUAAUCUUUGCAUCUGGGGUUAACUGUAUUUGUAAUUGAGGGGCUGAGGAGAUGGUAUGAUUUGUAGAGCAUGUUGUCUGAGUACUUUAGUUGUUAAUGGUGAAAAGAAGUCUUAAUAUUUGCACCUGGGGUUAACUGUACUCGUUUGUGAUUGCGGGGUUGAGGACAUGGUAUGUUUUGUAGAACAUUGUUGUCUGAGUACUUUAGUCCUUGUUGGUGGAAAAAGUCUUAAUCUUUGCAUCUGGGGUUUACUGUACUUGUUUGUAAUUUAGGGGUUGAUGAAAGUUUUAAUCUUUGCAUCUGGGGUUAAGUAUUUGUUUGUAAUUGAGGGGUUGAGAAAUUUAGACUUAAGAGAAUGGUUUUUUUGUCAUGAGUCAUUGAAGCUGAUCUCAAAGUCAUUUAAGAAUUUCGAAGUCUUGGUUUUACAGUCUUGUGAAGGACUUACUACCUAUGGACUUGCUGCCAUUGCUGCUAACUGCAGGAACCUGAGAGAACUGGACCUAGGAGAAAGUGAAGUAGAAGACCUGAGUGGCCAUUGGCUUAGUCAUUUUCCUGAUAGCUGCACAUCACUUGUGUCACUUAACAUUGCUUGUUUGGCUUCUGAGGUCAGCUUCUCAGCUUUGGAGCGUCUAGUUGCUCGUUCUCCUCAUUUGAGGACUCUUCGGCUCAAUCGUGCUGUUUCCAUUGAGAAACUUCCAAAGCUACUUCGUCAUGCUUCGAAGUUGGUUGAAUUUGGUACAGGAUCCUACUCUGCUGACAUGCAGGCUGAUGUUUCUGAAGUUUUUGUAAAUGUAUCUCAAGCUUUUUCAGGCUGUAAUCAACUCAAAGGCUUGAGUGGGUUUUGGGAUGCUGUGCCAGCCUACUUUCCAACUAUUUAUCCAGUCCACUCCAAACUCACCUCUUUGAAUUUAAGCUAUGCUACCAUUCAAAUACCUGAUCUUGGCAAGCUCAUUGGCAACUGUCUCAAUUUGCAACGGUUGUGGGUGCUAGAUUACAUUGAAGAUAGCGGUCUUGAGGAGAUUGCCAACACUUGUAAGGAACUUCAAGAGCUUAGGGUGUUUCCUUCUGAUCCAUUUGCUCCAGGACCGAAUGUAUCCUUGACAGAGCAAGGCCUUGUAGCUGUCUCGAUGGGCUGCCCUAAGCUUCAGUCAGUUUUAUACUUCUGCCGCCAAAUGACAAAUGAGGCCUUAGUUAUUAUUGCAAGGAAUCGUCCUAACAUGAUCCGAUUUCGUUUGUGUAUUAUUGAGCCUCGAACUCCUGAUUACGUGACCCUUGAACCACUUGAUGCUGGUUUUGGGGCCAUUGUGCAACACUGCAAGGAAUUGCGGCGACUUUCUCUUUCUGGCCUUCUUACAGAUCGUGUGUUUGAGUACAUCGGGGUCCAUGCUAAGAAGUUAGAGAUGCUUUCCUUAGCUUUUGCGGGGGAUAGCGAUCUAGGCCUCCACUAUGUUCUCUCUGGUUGUGAGAGCCUUCGUAAGUUGGAGAUUAGAGACUGCCCCUUUGGCGAUGAGGCUCUGUUGGCUAAUGCUGCAAAGCUGGAGACAAUGCGAUCCCUUUGGAUGUCUAAUUGUUCAGUAAGUUUUGAAGCAUGUAAGCUGCUAGCCCAGAAGUUGCCAGGGCUUAAUGUUGAAGUUAUAGACGAGAGGGGUCAUCCGGAUACGAGACCAGAAAGCUGCCCUGUUGAGAAACUUUAUAUAUACAGGACAGUGUCAGGAAGGAGGUUCGACACUCCUGGUUUUGUUUGGAUUAUUGAUGAAGAUGCAGCAUUGACUCAAUAUAGCAACGGGAAUUGCUCUCUGGCUUCUUCUUAGGAAGACUUCAGGUAUAAGUUCUAUGUUAAUCUUUCACCCGCGUUUACUUGCUUGAGCCUUGUGUAGUUGCAGUGCUGGUUAUGGUGGGAGUGAAGCUCGUGUUCCAUCGAUUUGAUCCUUUGUUGAGUGACUUGGCAGCAAUUAAUUACAAAUAAUGAGAGUUUAAACUGUCGUUGUUGUGCUAUAUCAGCAAGGACAACUAUUGUAUUUUUGGUUGGGAGGGGGCAUGUUCAACUGUUUAUCCUAUUUUGUAUCAUUAUGUAUCAGUUUAACUUUCUCUAGUGACUUUUUCUUCUGGUGAAAUGGUGCUAUCAUGUACUUCUCUGGUCAUGUAUUGUUGUAAUUCUCUUUGAAGAUUAAUGCGAACCUUUCAUUCAUUAUGA